UGGAAUAUUUCAGACUAUUUUUUCCAAAGAGGUGAAAUAAUUGAAAAGGAGCUCAACAAAGAAGAAGCAGUGUUGCAGAAACAGGCAGAAGAAAAGGGGGUGAUGCUGAAUAGACCUUUUCAUCCUGCACCACCAUUUGACUGUCUUUGGUUAUGCCUAUAUGCCAAGCUUGGAGAACUGUGUGUGGAUCCCCGACCUGCAGUCAGAAAGAGUGCUGGGCAGACCUUGUUUUCUACUAUUGGUGCUCAUGGAACUUUAUUGCAACAUUCAACAUGGCACACAGUAAUAUGGAAGGUUUUAUUUCAGCUGUUGGAUAGGGUUCGAGAAUCUUCUACCACAGCUGACAAAGAGAAGAUUGAGUCAGGAGGAGGCAACAUUCUCAUCCAUCAUUCAAGGGAUACAGCUGAGAAACAGUGGGCUGAGACAUGGGUAUUAACACUGGCUGGAGUUGCAAGAAUAUUUAACACCAGGAGAUACUUACUGCAGCCUUUAGGAGACUUUUCCCAAGCCUGGGAUGUUCUUCUUGAUCACAUCCAAUCAGCAGCACUCAGCAAAAAUAAUGAAGUUUCCUUGGCUGCUCUGAAAAGCUUCCAGGAGAUCUUACAAAUUGUUUCUCCUGUCCGAGACUCAGAGAAGCCUGACACGCCUCCAGCUAUCAAUGUUUCUGUACCUGUGGUGGUAGGGACAACGACUGCCACUAGUCUUGGCAGAUCAUUCAUGAGAACUGACUCCAUAGGAGAAAGAAUAGGAAGAUACAAUGGAUCUGAACCACCUGUAGUAACAGAUGAGAUUGAAGAUUUGAAUCUGUGGUGGGCAGCCUGGAACAGCUGGUAUAGGAUUGGUUCAGAAAGUACAAGGCCUCCAAUUACUUGUGAUAAAUUGACUUUCAUUCCCAGCCAGCCUUUUCUUACAGCUUUAAUUCAAAUAUUCCCAGCUCUUUACCAACACAUCAAAACUGGUUUCAGCAUGGAUGAUCUCCAAAAGCUGGGUGUCAUUUUGCACAGUGCUGUUUCAGUUCCAAUCAGUUCUGAUGCUUCCCCUUUCAUCCUUCCAUCUUACACUGAAGCAGUUUUGACAAGUUUACAGGAAGCGGUGCUAACAGCUUUAGAUGUUUUACAAAAGGCUAUAUGCGUGGGCUCAGAAAGUAUGCAGAUAAUGUAUCCUGCAAUCUUUGACCAGCUGUUGGCCUUUGUAGAAUUUUCUUGCAAGCCUCCACAGUAUGGACAGCUGGAAACAAAGCACAUUGCAAAUGCAAAGUAUAAUCAGAUACAACUGUUUGCACCGGCGGAAUGGGUAGCAUUGAAUUAUGUACCGUUUGCCGAGAGAUCAUUGGAAGUUGUUGUGGACUUAUACCAAAAGACAGCUUGCCAUAAAGCUGUGGUAACAGAGAAAGUUCUUCAGAACAUUAUUAAGACCUUAAGAAUACCUCUUAGCCUGAAAUAUUCAUGUCCUUCUGAAAGCACAUGGAAGCUAGCUGUUUCCUCUCUUCUCAAAGUUCUCUCUAUUGGACUACCUGUUGCAAGGCAGCAUGCAUCUUCUGGAAAAUUUGACAGUAUGUGGCCAGAGCUAGCAAAUACUUUUGAAGACUUUUUAUUCACCAAAAGUACACCUCCUGAUAAUCUCUCAAUUCAAGAGUUUCAGAAGAAUGAGAGUAUUGAUGUUGAGGUAGUGCAGCUUAUCAGCACAGAGAUACUGCCAUAUGCUAAUUUUAUUCCUAAGGAAUUUGUUGGUCAAAUAAUGACUAUGCUCAAUAAAGGCUCAAUACAUUCUCAGUCAUCUUCCUUUACAGAAGCCGAAAUAGAUAUUCGAAUGAGAGAGGAGUUUUCUAAGGUGUGUUUUGAAACACUGCUCCAGUUUUCAUUCAGUAAUAAAGUUACAACUCCUCAGGAAGGCUACAUCUCUAGAAUGGCACUUUCCGUGCUCUUGAAAAGGUCACAGGAUGUAUUGCAUCGCUACAUAGAAGAUGAGAGAUUGAGUGGCAAAUGUCCUCUUCCGCGGCAACAAGUAACAGAAAUCAUAUUUGUUUUAAAAGCUGUCAGUACUCUCAUAGAUUCACUUAAAAAAACUCAACCUGAAAAUGUUGAUGCUAACACAUGGGCACAAGUUAUUGCAUUGUACCCGACUUUAGUAGAAUGUAUCACCUGCUCAUCCUCGGAAGUGUGCUCUGCUCUGAAAGAGGCACUAGUUCCCUUUAAGGACUUCAUGCAUCCACCAGCAUCCAAGGUACAGAAUGGAGAGUCUUGACCCCAUAAAACUUUUUUUUAUUUUUGAAGAAAAAAAAGUAUCCAAAAAUGUUUGUUCCUAGGUGAAGUUUCUCUGAGGAAAUCUCUUGUUACUAGUACUUUGGCAACCAGUGCUGACUGCCUUUUAACUGUACUUACAAGAGCUCAGUAAUUCAUGAAUACAGUCUAUAUCUCAAAGGUUCCAGAGUGAGUAGCAGUGCAAACCUUUAAUAAAUUUAACUGAAUUGUUGGAGUCAUUUAUAAUCUAAUGUAUUUGCUACAGUAUCUUGAAGUGGUGAUUGAAAAGUGGGCUUAUGUACAGCUUGUUGUGUAUGUGUUAAUGAUGUAAUUAAAAAUAUUUCAAUUCAGUCAGAUUUAUUAGGCUGGUGUUUUGCACCCUUUUUUUGAAGUACAAAUUGUACUAAAAUUUUAUGCAAGAUGGUACUGUAACAUUCCAUAUAUCUGUAACCAGCCUUUGUAAACAAAGGGAACUGAUAUACUUGUGUGUAUAAUAAAUGGUACAGUUCUGUAUAAAAUAGUUGCAUUUAUUAUUUAAAUUCUUUUUAAAAUAUUGAUAAUGUUAAAUGCUUGAAAAUGUAUUUAUUAUGAAUAAGCUGUAUGCUUGCAUUUUUACUUACAGUUUGCCUUCUAAAUUGCCAGAUAUGCUCAUUCAUAUCUGAUCAUGUUCUUAGUUUUUGCUUAAUUGAAUGUAUCUUCUGUGGCCAUUGGACAUCUGAGAAAGGGUCAUAUGACAGAAGUCUGCACCAAGCAGUCAGUAGUCUGCUGAUCUCAAACUUCAAAGUAGUUGACCUGGAACAAGUUUGAAUAUGCAGAAAUCCACUGUAGCACUUCAACAUACCUUACCUCACUUCAUAAUAUAUUUGUUUCAAGAUGUUUGUUCUACUUAACUCUAUCCAUUUUUGUAGUUGCAGCCUUGCUUUAAAAAAAAAAAUAUAUAUAUAUUUGAGGGUUGUUAGCCUUUUUUGACCUUCUUGGCAGGUAUCCCAGUCUUUGAAUCAUGACCCAAGAAAGGUGAUUUCAAAUAUUUGAAAUACUUGGCUGUAAUAUUUUGUUCAGUAAUUUUAAGUGCUUUGUUUUGUAAUGUCUUUUCAACCUAAACAAAUUGUUCUAAUCUUUUAAUUAUAAACUGUGUCUGAUAUAAAACCAUGAGAAGUGUAUUUUUGAAGAGUUACUCAUUUAGAAGUGCAGUAAAAUUUGUCAU
Messenger RNA from Pterocles gutturalis (yellow-throated sandgrouse), 3444 nucleotides. It is a transcript of the gene MON2, whose product is annotated as MON2 homolog (S. cerevisiae). NCBI's taxonomy places the organism in Eukaryota, Metazoa, Chordata, Aves, Pterocliformes, Pteroclidae. The annotation marks the transcript as partial. The transcript has 12 exons. The record is from RefSeq and is a predicted model, not a curated record.